UGAAUUCUGAUCGCGAAGAAAAAAUAAAUGAAGCCACACGUUUGUUCUGAGUGUCGUCGUAGCUCAUACCACACUGUGGGAAGUUGUUUCUACUAAAGUAGUCCUUGCUCAUCAGUCUGUGGACCAUGAUGAAGAAGCGCAAGUCUCCCACCGUUCCAGGGGAUAACCAAGAAGAUGACGAUUCUGAGAUGGUGGAUGUGGAUGGCGAGGAAAAGAUCGAGGUAGCCGAUGAGGACAGCGACGACGCCGUGAUGGUGGAAGAGGAAGAGGACGAAGAAGAGGAAGAACGAGAGGCUGUGGAAGAUAACUCAUUCAUGGAUACUUUUUAUGGUCUUUCCUCCUCCAACCCAGUGGAGCGUGCUCAGGCUGCCAAUGCUCUGCUUCAUCACUGCCUCAUUGGGCCCCAGGCAAAUGCCAAGGAUGCUACCUAUGCUCUUCGACGAUUGCUGAAUGGAUUGUGUUCUGGCAGAGCCGCUUCUCGCCAGGGCAAUGCUUCCGCUCUCGCCAGUUUUCUCAAAAUCUCCUUGGAAGGAGGACAAUUGGACGAAAUCAAAGAGCAAGAUGACACUGCAACAACCGACAGUUCCAUUCUGGACUAUGUACGUGAACGUCUUUUGAAAGCCACAGAUCCCUCGGCUACCCAGGGCAAAAAGAAGGGUUCGGAAGAACGUGAUUAUCAGUUUGGUCGCUUGUUUGGUAUCCUGAGUGUGGCCAGAAGUGGAAUUCUACUUUCAAGUAAUAAUCAGGAUCAGGAGAAUAUCACAGAGGUAGCCACAGGAUUUGUGACUGAUCUGGUGCAGUUGUACAAUGACAAGAAAUGGAUGCGAGAACCUGCUGCCCAUGCCAUUGGGACCAUUCUAAGAACAUUCUACGCAGACUCGGAGGGAAAGGCCGUUGCCGUUCAUCUCGUGGAACAGGUAGUCAUUCCAAAACUUGUUGUCGGCGACGACGACUUUGAUGUAACACAGCUUGAAGCCGAAAAGAUUGCCAUUAUCGCAACGAUCCAGGCACAUGCGGGAGAUCACCCCAACGGGUUGCCAGCUCCUCUGGAUGAGCCAGUCAUCACAUCCGAAACCAUGUCAACAAUCUCCAAGGCUCUGGUCGAGACGUCAUCCGUCACGCUGCCUCGAACCCACCUCGUCUGGGAUUCUCUUUGGUUGUUCCUGACGGAACGGACCAAGCAGAAGGGAGCUGUGGUGGUUCGAGAGCUUCGUAAGGAUCCUCUCAUCAUUAGUAGUGACAGCGCCCGCGAUAUCAUGGACUCCUUGGUGCAACGUGUCAUACUGGAGGGUUUGCUGAGAGUGGAUCCCAGCGAGGGACCAGCGGCAAAGACAACUCACGAAAAGCGAGCAUUGGCAUUGUGUUUGGUGCGAAACAUGUUUGGUGUUCCAUUCAACUCGUCCAUUACGGGACCGACACAGCUGCAGCUCGAAGUGGAAGAUUUGGAGCGGAUUUUGUCUCCCGUGAUGAUUCGGCGGUUGUUUUUGGACGUCCUUUGUGCGGGUGGCGGAAGUUCCAAAAAGGCGCACACGCUCAAGCCGUUGGCGCUGCAGAUUCUGGGAUCCAUCGUAGAUGCACUGAGCCAAGACACGGGGAUGAAUCGACGUCUGAGGCUCGCAAAAGUCUUUGUACAGUGCGAGCCCAGGUUUGACAGCUUGACAAAGACGACAACGACAUCCGAUCUUGUGGGCUUGAGCGGUGGCGAUGGAGAAGAGUUUGGCGAGGCUCAAAUGGAUGCAGUAACGAGCUAUCUUGAUUUCCUCAAAACACAAAUGUUGUCGUCGAGCGAAUCCGGAGGAGAAUUGCUUGGAUACAUUGACUCGCUAUACCACUGCGCAAAGAAGCUUCUUACGCUUGCAUCAAACGAUGAAUCGACGGAAACAACAUCGGAAGCUGCAAAGUUUGCGUUGAAAACAGUUGAAGGUGUGGUUGGAUUCUUGAUGGCCGGGGCGUUCUUUGACUGCCAGGGGUUCACCCACAAGACACCCAAAAAGUCAAAGAAGAGCAAAGCAAAGUCAAACGAAGCGAAACACUUCAUAGUCGAAGUCGCCAAACAGUUCAAUCAGCUGCGAAAGGAACAAGAUUCUCCCCUGUCGUAUCCGGUUCGCUCGAUAUUGUCUGAAAGGUUCUACUCCCUCUUGGCAGAAUACGUUCAUGCUUCGAUGCAUUCUGGGCGUGGAUCCACAGCAAAGGAUUCUACGCUUCUUGAAAUUGUUGAAGGAAUGUGCAAUGGAUGGAAAACUCUGGAAUCUGGUGGAGCCAAACCGUUGUUCCCGGCUAUUGACAGCAACAAAGACGAGGAUGAUGACGAGGCAAAGAGCCCUGCUGACGUAGUUUCUGAGCUUCAAAAAAUGGCGCAAGUGAUCUCUUCGGCCUCUGAAACAGAUACAGAUGCAAAACUCAGAGCCAGGAAACGGUGUGCCACAGGCUGCGCAGCGCUCGCCUCGACGCUUUUCUUGCAUCUGCUUGGUUGUGGGAAGCCCGAUGAUUUGAUGGACGAAGAUGAAAUUACAACGGAAGAUGACGACGACAGCGCAGACAUCCUCGAUGCGAUAGAAGAGAUCGGGGAGGUUGCUCCGUUGAUUCUCGAGAGCAUCGAAGACGCAGAUGGGAACCCUUUGACAGGAUUUGCUGAGGUGUGCAUGGGUGUUCUCUCCAGCAGACUUUCGGGCGGAAAUCCUGGCCGAGGAGCAUCGUCAAAACUUUUGCGAGAAGCUGUGAAAUUUGCUUGGAUGGGCGUUCUUUCAGUGUCGGCCACGGCGGAUCGCAAUCUAUUGGAUUCGGACACUGUUACAGUGCUUCUGACUAGUAUUGGUGCUGACCAGGGCGGAAAGAUAGCCGCAGAAAACGAGGAAGAAGAAGAGGAAGGAAAUGACAGCGACGAAGAGAUGGAGGAUGAAGACGACUCUGACAAUGAGCUUGGAGACUUUUCAAAAGUUGGGAAAAUCCUUGACGGGGAGGACGAAGACGACGACAACGACUCCGAUGACGAUGGCGACAAAGAGGACCGCCCGGAUGGGGAUGAUGCCGACAACGACGAUGAAGAAAUCAACCAAGAGAGGCUCACUUCCUUGCUGGAGGACGACAGUGACGCUGGAAUCGACAUGGGCGAGCUGGAACAUCACGCAGGAGCAGAUGCAGCGCUUGCGAUGUUGAUUAAGGUCAAGCAGGAAGCUCGAAAAGCAAGUCGACAAGCGCGUGAGCGCCUUGAAAUCGAAAAGCAAAUUCGUUGCACUCUCCUUCUCGAGACUUUGCUGAGCAAAUCGGAGAGCUGGGCGCCGUUGUUUCGCAGCGAUGUUAUUUUGCAGAUGUUGCUUCCGAUGUUGACUUACCGAAGUCACAUGGAAAAGUCGCUGUCGAGCUCAGCCGGUAAGGCAAAGGAUAGCAGCAUCAAGAAAGCAAUGCUAGAUCGGUUGUCAUCCAUUUUAAAGACGAAGCUGUUCAAAUUGAAGCUAUCUGGCAUUCCUGCGAGCGAAUCUGUCGAUAUUGUUGACUGCUGCAGCUCUUUGGCGGCUUCUGUUUUGGAUAUGGUGCGAGCAAGUAGCAGCAAGGAUCAGAGGUCUUGUUGCAGCGCAGGCCUGGCGAUGAUCGUGAAGGCGGCCCCAGACACAGAUGGCGUCAUGAAGGUCGCCUCGGUGUAUGCUUCUGCAGUGGAAGAAUGGUCCACAAAGAGGACAAGCCAUUUGCAAGUAUCACUCUUCGACGAUCUGAUCGGCCAUUGCCCGAGCGUCUCGCAAAUGGUCCUCGUUCCAUCUUUGGUUUCCGCGAUUUCAGUUGCUCGAUCUCCUUUUUUGCGAUGUGAAUGCUUUCGUCUUCUCUCUAUCUUGUUCAAUCCCAAGCUAAACCCUCAGUCGUCAGAACUGGACGCCCUUGCCUUGAAAAAGAUGCGGGAGUCUGCUUCGGAAGUUAUUGCCCCCAUCUGCAACUCUCUGACAGAGAGCGAGGACAUGCAAACAGCAAAAAGAGUGAAGGAUGUGCUGAAAGCAACCGAAAAGGUCCUCGACUACGCCAAGUCGUCUUCGUGCAAAAUGUCAGCUCUUGAUAAUCUGACAAAAGCGCUGGAUGGUAUGGAUGCCAAGUUGCAACAGAACCAAGGCACCAAGAACUCUUUUGACAGAAUAAAGGCGCUGAUUGACGAUUUGGAGAAAGAUGCGAUGAACGUGGAUAAGAAAGCAGACAAGGCGGAGGGAAAUGAGGAGGAGACAGAGGAAGCUGACGGCGAGGACGACAGUGGCAAGAAGGACAAAAAGAAGAAGAAAAAGAAAAAGAAGCGAGGCAAAAAGUAGACUAAUCCAGCUGCUGAGUAGGCAUUAGGCAUUGAUUGGCUCCACGCUUGAUGUUUGUUGUACCUGAUACGCACAAAGCCGGCAUAGGUUCCAGACCAACGAAUCUGAUACUUAGCUGGAAACUCUUAAUCUACUGUAGCUAGCCACUCCGCCUUUCGCAAGUGCUCCAUGAGGUCCUUUCGACGGUUCAGCACAGACAGAGCAUCCUCCAGGUCCAAUGAGAAGCCCUUGGCACGGAGCAUACAAAUAGCCUGAUCGAACAAGGCAGCAUCUUGAGUGAAUUGAUGGCUGUGUAGUAGCCAUGGCCUAGUUGGGUCCUCGGGACCGCCAAUCAAACCCAUGAGAGCACUAUGCAAUCCUUCCAGCGGCUUUAGGUGCAUGUUCAUCAGCUUUGCAACGUCCAAGAGUCGCUCCACCUCCUUCCACGAGGACAGGUCCUCAAACAACGCCAGUACAUCCCGCUCAAAGAUCACGGCGCCCUCGGGUAGAAUAAUGCCUACUGAGAGCCCCUGCCAAUCCAGCGCCACCUCGAGAAAUUUGUUGGCAAUCAUCGGAAUCACUUUAGCCCGCAUGACACGAGGUGCAAAGAACGAGGCAAAGUUUUGCCCCUCGUCCUCGUCACCAUCCUCUCGGUCACAGUCACUGCACAAUUGCAGAAAGAUCGACAUGGCAUUCAGAGUUGGUUUCAAAAUAAACGAGAUAUCCCCGUCAUCUUCCUCCUCCUCAUCGUCCUCCUCCAUGGAGUGCGAGAGGAAAUGCGAGCACCCCAUCAGAUAAGCAGCCAAUUUUCUUCGUUCCAUGAGAAACGUUUCUACAAAUGUCAAGGCAAACUCUUCCACCAGCACGUUCUGGAGUUGCUCCAGAGACCUUCCAAAUCGAGCGAGGUCAUUGACACUUGAAUUGGCACUGGGUGCCAUGCUCUGUUGCGCCCAUGGGUUGUCUCGCGUCAGAAUGGCAGCGGCCAAGCGUGUCCCAUUGAUGACUGCCAUCCAAUCUUCCAAAAUCUUGGCGAGAAACUUGUCGUCGGCUAGAAAUUGCAGUCGCGUCGAUGGACUGGUUAACGCUUUCUUUAGAUCCGUGGAGGAUUCGUGGACGGCAUCGAGGAAUUGCAUGCAGAGUGGCACCGCUACCGCAUUGAGAUAUGGCCCCGAAAAGGAAAAGACGGACGCUUUGACUUGCACCGAACGAAUCAAGGCACAAAAGAGUUCGGCACGGGGUGAUAUCCGCGACUUGACCAAGGCAGCCAGUUUGGUAGCAUGCUCAUCAUCAUCGUCGUUCUUGCUGCUGUCGUCAAACAAGGUCGCAAACACCAUUUCCUUUUCUCGAAUCAGCCACCAUCCCAACAAUUCUUCGUCUCCUGCCACAAAUAUAUCCAUCAGUCUCACCAGACGAUCCGAUUGUCCCAUGGGCAGGAGAUUGCGUAGGGCAUCAUCGAAUUGCAAUAAUUGUUCAAUGGCAUUGCACAACAGCAUGGGAUUGGACUCGCGUCCGGCAAUACGAUGAUCUCUAAAAAAGUUGCGCUCGGGUCCUAAUACAUAUUGUGCCAGCCCCACGAGCUCAUUGAGAAACAACGAGGGCAUUUCUUCCGUGACAAACGGAGCCAAUCCCAGCGUGACCAGUUCCCAGGGAGACGAUGAAUUGUUGUUGUUGUUUCCAGUAGUAGAUUUUCCUUCAAUGACAUGUUCUUGCAAAUACGUCAAGAGAAUUUCGGGCAAUCGUUCCAUUUUGCUGGAUGUGGGUCGGUCGGCAUGAAACUCGACAAAAUGAAAUCGGACUCGUUCGACAAUGGGUCGAAAGAACUCCACCAAGACAUCGCAGGUUUCUCCCGAUGACCACGGCGUAGAGUUGGCCGAGACACUGGUUUUAUGAGUAUGAUUGGCCAAUUUAAAGUUGGUGGCUUGUAGUUGCGUCAGUGCUUGACAGACUUGUCCCAAUGCAUCGUUAGUAAGCAGCGCGCCACAACCUUCGGCACUGGGAUAGCCAGCCUUGAGAAGCAUGUUGCGUAGUUGCAGGAUCAAAUGACUGCGGACAUGGGCAUGGAGUGGCUGGUAUUCUCGAUCGUAUAGAUUGCGAUACAAGGAGGAUUGACUAUCCUCGUGUUGGCACAGAAUAUUGGCCAAGUCAAUGACAUUCUGCGCCGCCAGUACAAACGACUCUGGUCGGUCGUCCGUCUUUUCGGCCCAUUCCGACACUUGUUGCGCCAAUUCCAAGGCUGCCACUUUGUCGUUGAGUUCGUGCAAUCGAUCCAUGGGAGAACCCUUGUGCUCUUGGCCCGCAUCAUCAUCAUCGUUGUCUUCUAUUUCGUCGUUGUCCUCUUCUUUCGACUCCAAACUCUUGACGCGUUGAUCCAACCGUUCCUCCGCCGUCUCCAGCUGCUUGUUCAACCAUUCUAGCGUCACGUCUUCGGA
Seminavis robusta is the source of this 6694-nucleotide messenger RNA. NCBI's taxonomy places the organism in Eukaryota, Bacillariophyta, Bacillariophyceae, Naviculales, Naviculaceae. The record is from the annotation of a GenBank genome assembly.